UUUCAAUUGCUCGACCACCUCCUUCUCUUCUAGGGCUUCCAUUGCCGUCCAAUUCUACUCCCAAUUUUCUUCUUCUUCUUCUGUAACUGGCCCGCCGGAAUUAUUCCCACCCCCCUCCGCCGAAGCCCGCCGUUUCCCUUUUCUUCUCCUCUUCGGGUUCAGCUUCAGGUUCUUUCUUGCUGAACCAACAAAUUCUUCAAUUCGAGGCACUGUUUCCGCAGUGGAUUCGGAUUAUUCAUUUGUACUUUCCCCCCUCUUCGAAAUGGUGAAGACUUCUAAGUCCGUACAGGAACGCUUCGAAGACGACGGCAACGGGGAAUUGGGAGUGAAGAUAGAGGGGAAGAGCGGGGAGAGCAAGGCAAGUGGUCAUCGGUCUAAACAUUCGGAGACUGAGCAGCGGAGGAGGAGUAAAAUUAAUGAAAGAUUUCAGAUUUUGAGAGAUAUCAUACCACAGAAUGAUCAGAAAAGAGACAAGGCUUCAUUCUUGUUAGAGGUAAUAGAGUACAUUCAAUUUCUACAAGAGAAGUUAAAUAUGUAUGAAGGAUCGUGCCAAGGUUGGAGUUCGGAGCCUACAAAGUUGAUGCCAUGGAAGAAUUAUAGAGCUGCUGAAAGUUAUGUUGAUCAUUCUCAAGUGGUAAAGAGGGGUUCCAGUCAUGAGAAUGCUGUUGUUUUCUCCCAAGCAAUGCUAACAAAUGCACCAAAUGUCAUGGACGCGGACUUGGGUCCUGCUGCAGUAUUAAAUGCAGUGGAUCAUACUCUCGUCUCUGCUACUCAAGGUCUCCCCAUGAGCAUGCAUGCACAACCAAUUGUGUUCAACUCAGCUGGAAGAGGUAGUUUAUCAACCGAAUCUUUGGACGAACCUGCAUCAUGUUCCGAGAACAUUUCUUCCAAGAUCCAGACUGAAUUGUUGCAGAGUAGAACCUGUACCACCACAGGUUUUCCAAACCAUGCUGCUAGUGAUCAGGAGGAUCUGACUGUGGAAAGUGAACUGGAGAGUAUCUCAGGUGCCUAUUCCCAUGGGUUACUGAGUACCUUGACCCAGGCCCUGCAGGCUUCAGGCGUUGAUUUGUCGCAGACCAACAUCUCAGUGAAAGUCAAUGUCGGAAAACGAGCAAACAGAACGACAUCCCUUUCAGAGGAUGAUAAAAAACAAUCUUUGAACAAUCAAGCGAUGGCACAGAGCUUACAUGGCUGCUUCAGUGAGGACUCAGAACAAGCUCACAAGAAGCUUAGAACAACAGGGGUGUAGCCACAGCUAGUGUGUUUACUCUGAUCUUCUUUAUCUUAUUCCCUCUUCCUGUUCCUCCCUUGUUCUCUUCCCAUCCCUGAGUGUGAUAUUAUUUAAUUUUUUUUCUUCUCUCCUUGGUCCCAGUUGCAUCAUAUGGAUAUAAAGGUUGAGAUAGAAAAAGAAAAUGCAUGUAAUGUCUUGUACUUUGUAAUUUUCCCAGAUUAAUGAGAGCCCUAAGAAUAUUAUUAGAUGCA
Messenger RNA from Momordica charantia (bitter melon), 1482 nucleotides. RefSeq names its product BES1-interacting Myc-like protein 3 (gene BIM3). Gene Ontology annotation, molecular function: DNA-binding transcription factor activity; protein dimerization activity. NCBI's taxonomy places the organism in Eukaryota, Viridiplantae, Streptophyta, Magnoliopsida, Cucurbitales, Cucurbitaceae. Gene Ontology annotation, biological process: DNA-templated transcription. The record is from RefSeq and is a predicted model, not a curated record.